UCAAGUCUUCCCUAUCUCCUCUCUCUCUACACUCGGACAAAAUUCAUUAAUUAGCAUAUAAUCUUGUGUUCUUCUUAAACUUUCAAGCAUCUUAUUAAACAUUAAUCACAUUAAUCUUCUAUUUGUUUGAAAAUUAAUAAUGGGGUGCAAGGUUGCAACAGAGAAGCCGAAGCCAAAGCCGAAGCACAAGAAGGGAUUAUGGUCCCCUGAUGAAGAUGAUAGGCUCAAAAAUUACAUCACCAAACAUGGUCAUGGCUGUUGGAGCUCUGUUCCCAUUAAUGCUGGCUUGCAAAGAAAUGGAAAGAGUUGUAGAUUGAGGUGGAUUAAUUAUUUAAGGCCUGGCUUAAAGAGAGGGGCAUUUAGCUUAGAAGAGGAAGACACAAUCUUGACCCUUCAUGCCAUGUUUGGUAACAAGUGGUCUCAGAUUGCACAACACUUGCCAGGAAGGACUGAUAACGAGAUAAAGAACCAUUGGCAUUCUUAUUUAAAGAAGAGAGUGUCCAAAAUGGCAGAAAAUGAAGGCCACACUAAAUCUGUUAACACAGAAUCUUCACCUUCUUUAAGGAAAUUGACUCCCCUGAAUUCUAGUUUGGAUUCAUUUGAACAUAUAGAAGGAUCAUUAGCAGAUUCAGAUCAAUCUGGUUAUCCAAGAGAGCCUCAAAAAAGUAAUUUACCCAAAGUAUUAUUCGCAGAAUGGCUUUCGUUGGAUCAAUUUAAUGGACAAGAUUUCCAAAACUCAGGGAAUUUUGAACCUUCCAAGAAUAACUUUGGGUAUAAUAAUUCAGAGUUACAUGACAUAUUCAUGCACAGUUUACCGAUAAACAACGAUGGUAAUAGCUAUGGGAAUGGCGUAAAUCAAGAAAUUAACAAUGGGACAGUAAUAGAUGAUAUUUUUCCACCCCAACUCAAGUUUGAGGAUCCCAUGUCUGGUAACGGAUUUGAGGAAUUUAUGUCAGGGGAAUUCAACAUUAACGACGAUGUGAUGUACAUAUGAGUUCUUUUUUUAGAAUCUUAUACAAGAUAGUGGUGUACUUAUUUUGAAGGUAAUAAAGCAGGGAACCAUACUGUUUGGUUUCCUAUUUCUUCAUUAAUCAAGAAGGUCUAGUUAACGCGCAUUUUUACUGUAGUUGCCUUCUACUUUCUUGUAUUCCAUGGUGUACAAAGUCUAAUUCAUUCUAUCUGUAAUAAAACUGAGAGUUACAAUGCAAACUUGAUGGUCUUUCCAUGUUGAGCACUUAACAUAAU
This is a messenger RNA of Solanum dulcamara, 1245 nucleotides long. Its product is annotated as transcription factor LAF1-like. Bases 140 to 994 code for a protein of 284 amino acids. The transcript is spliced from 3 exons. The record is from RefSeq and is a predicted model, not a curated record. NCBI's taxonomy places the organism in Eukaryota, Viridiplantae, Streptophyta, Magnoliopsida, Solanales, Solanaceae.